Messenger RNA from Anneissia japonica, 735 nucleotides. RefSeq lists its product as uncharacterized. The transcript has a single exon. Gene Ontology annotation, molecular function: nucleic acid binding. The annotation marks the transcript as partial. NCBI's taxonomy places the organism in Eukaryota, Metazoa, Echinodermata, Crinoidea, Comatulida, Comatulidae. The record is from RefSeq and is a predicted model, not a curated record.
AUGCUCCGUACCUUAACCACUGAACAGAAACAUGAUUGGAAACAACAUUUGAACAAAGUUGUUCAUGCCUACAAUGUUACACAACAUGAAACUACAGGUUAUUCACCUCAUUUCUUACUAUAUGGACGUUCACCUAGACUACCAAUUGAUCUAGCAUUCAGAUUAUCCCCAGAUGGAGAUGCUGAUAGGACUGAACACCAUGAGUAUGUCAAGAAAUGGAAAUUGAGGAUGGAAGAAGCAUAUAUCCUUGCAAGAUCAAAGGCACAUAAGUUGGCUGAAAGAAGUAAAAACCGACAUGACCAACAACGACCAAUCAGGACAUCAUUGUUGCCAGGUGAUAGAGUUUUGAUUAAGAAUUGUGUUCCGCCUGGUGGGCCCGGAAAACUCCAGAGUUUCUACGAAGACAAUUUACACAUAGUGGUAGCACAGAAGCGUGAGUUACCUGUGUACGAGGUUCGCCCAGAACACGGAAAUGGUAGAACACGGGUUCUACAUAGAAACUUACUCUGUCCAUGUGAUGCCUUGAUAACAGAUACACCAAAGUUUGGAACUACCUGUACCAAGAAAGUAAAGAAGGUUCCAGAACAAAGAGUACGAAACACAUCAGAAGGACAUACAACACAAUCCGGUGACGUUGCAGAUUCUGACGAUGAGGAUGAGGUGUACUUACCAUACACCCUAAUAACUGAACCAAACUCACAACCACCACAUGCACCUACCGGUGAUGGUUCACAC